AUGAACGUGUCGUUAUUCUUAGUCAUCCUGUUGGCUGCUUUUACAUGUGGAGGGAAAAAAAAGAAGAAGGGAAAGGGAAUUAACAUUCACAAUAUUUUCCAAAGUGUGAUGCGCACACCACCGAAGCCUGCAGCUCCACUGACAACAACAGCGCCGCCGACAACAACCGCAGCUUCAACAAUCGUAGGACCAACGAGAUCUGAUUCCCGCGAGUACACGGUAAACUAUGAACCAUAAUCAUAUUUUAGUAGUACUAGAAGUAACGUUUUGUUUGUGAGAACCUAUGACAAGGCUAAAGAGUGGGUGAGCUUGAUCAUGAAUUCGAAGUUGCGCAGUGCAAUUUGAGACUUUAUGCGGAUAAGACCACGAAAAGUAUUUUCACAUGUAGGUAGCGUGCAAAUCAGCGCGCCGAAUUACGCUAAUUCGGGAGUAUGCUUGGAUAAAUUUCGAGCAGAGUAGCGAUUUUUGAGGAAAGCAUUCUUCCGGCAGAAUGAGGCGUUUUCAAGCAGAAUUUGAGCAGAAUAAGGGAAAAUCAGCGGCACUAAUGAAAUGCAUAGCCGGUUGUAAGAAAAAUUUAAAACUAAAUAAAAAACAAAUAGAAAGAAGGGGGUUGUUGUUCGAAACGUCAAUUUCUGAAGGGUGCAAUUACAAGAAUAAAUUUCUGAAGGGAUAAAGGGAGAGAUGCAUCGUCAAUAUAGGCGUGGUGAAUACAGUUUUUGUAGUGAAGGAUAAGCCAUUUUACGAGCAGAAGUUAUCCAAGCUUAUCCGGGAGAGGACGAUAUACGCGCAAGACGGAGAGAAGAAAAUGAUUUUCAGCGUCUUACACGCGGUUUCAGACCCAUCGUUUGAAAAAAUGAGUUCCAGUAAGCAAAAAAAGAAAAAACUGUACACAAAUUUUCUGGAGGUUUCGGUUGCAACAUCAAAACUAACCAACAAAAGUGAAAGACAUAAUGGGCAAUUUUUGAAAAGUGAACAAAUCGAAUUGGAGUGGCACGUCAGGAGCCAGUUUAAUCAAAAACUUUUACAAGUGUGGCUAUUAGUGAAAUUAGAGUCUAAAAACAACAGCUAUACAAUCGAACCCCACUUUACUGAGACCCACUUGAUUACAAACACUUCACCAUGUCUAUAAUCCCAGGGCUAUGGACACCAAAGAAUGGUUUUUGAUUACCUAAUGUAUAAUGAGUGACUUUUUGAGGCUUUUGAGUGUUUUCAUGGACAUAGUCCGCAGGGGCGAAUAACAGCAUUGUGAAGGUUAAAAGUGUCUUGUUUGACAUCGCUAGUGUCCUGUUUUAUUUCUUUUGUCAGUAUUUUAUUCAAAUUAAAGGUUGUAUCUUUUAAUUAAAUAACGUAACACGCUAAUGUGUUUGACUGUACUUUAAAUUGCCUCUAAGUGUUAUUGAAUUGACCCCAUAGUUCAUUUUUCAUCAAUUAGCUUUCAUAUACAGCACAACUUCCUUCUAAUAAUGGACAGCAGUCCUGUCCACCCAAAUCCAAAAAGAUUUUUGAAAGCACAUAUUUUUUUAUAUGAAUACUGGCCUUCCUUCCACAUCAAACCAGUGAAUAUAAGAGGCCUUUUGCAGUAGCUGAUCACAUGAUCAACUCUCUGGAAACAUGAAAACAGUUCGCUUUGAAAGAAACGAUGUUCGAAGAAACUGAAAGGGCGUUUACAGUAGAACCCGGCUAACUUGAACUUGGAUUACUCGAACUCCCUGCUAACUCAAACUAACUCCAAAUUCCCUUCGAUGCCACUCAACUUUUCAGUCAUUUUUACUUGUUUAACUCAAACUUGGAUAACUCGCAUUCCCUGCUAACUCGAGCUACCCAGAUCUGGGUAGUGAUGCAUGAUCAGUACGGAAUUUUUGCCCUCGUUUCUCAGACAUCAUGUGGCAGGGAAACCAGUGGUAGUGUCGGCAAAUGUCGGCUGUUUUCUCAGGCUAUGUUCUCACAUCUUUGAGAAGUAUCCUAAGCAAUAGUCAUGGCUAUAUCACAGGUAGAUUGGCUGUAUAUAUAGGUAAUGCUUUAAAAAAGAAAGUUUAAGAGAGACCAGUGCUUCAAACCAGUGAAACCCAGUUUUUUAUGAGAAAACUAAGAUUUUCUAGUGGCCAAUUAAAGCAAAAUUUUCUCCGGCUGCUGCAAGAGCACAGCAUUGGGCUAAUAUGUUAGAACAAGGAUUUUUCAAAAACUUGCAAGAUACCUACACAAAUAUUGAGACAGUACACUACCACUCUGUCGUAUGAGUUUUGGUGUUGAUCAUAUUUUAGUGAGUUCUGCACCCUCCAUUUUAAACCCCCUUUCAAAAAAUGCCAAAACUACACCCCUGGUAUGUUUACUCUAAUCAAAUGUUACUGCCCUUGUUGCGAUAUGAUUCUACCAUAUUUUGGAUAAUAAAUUAUUGUAACCAGAGAUUCCAACCCUGUCAACUAAAAAGUGAGGUUUUAGGAGUGGCAUAGCCCCUCCCAUGAGCACCAAAGGGGGAUCUAGGGUCAUGCUCCCCCAGGAAAAGUUUUAAGAUAUGUGCCUCUAAGAUGCCUUUACCAGCAUUUUGAGACCACAAGUGAACGCAAACCUAGUACAAAGUUGAGGCAAUCCAGUGUAUUACCGCACCCAAAAUUAUCACAGGCUCAUGCUUGAAUGCCAUAAGGAUAAAAAUGGCUGAAAAAUCCCACAAAAAAUAAUCGCAAAGAAUCGUGCUAAAAAGACUGGUUAAACAAAAAAAGGAAGAGUUUUAAAACCGGGAGAAUAUUAAGUGAAAACGAGAGGUUUCAAAGCGGGAGGGUUGGAGUCUCUGUGUAACUGAUUGUGGUUGUGGUGUUUCCGCACUAUACUAAUACCAACUUUGCUUCUAUAGGGUGUAGUCCUCAAAAGUUUCAACACAUCAGACAUUAAAUCGGAGGAGGAGCUUUUCCAAAUGUUAAAUAUAUCCCUUCCUAAUGGUAACUAUACAUCUAUAUUCUUUAUGAUGGCUCAUGACUUUGCACCCUAAAAUGGAGAAUUCUAAGUAUAUACUUGCCAACAUUUUUUCAAUUUCAGUUAGUCCAUGACAAUUUUAGAAAUUUGUGCCCCCCCCCAUACUUUCACUUCUUCUUCGUUCAUGACUAGUAUAGGGAGUUCAAGCAACCACAAUGUUGAUGGGGGCAAAAAUAUCUCUUACCAAGUGAAUUUGUGCUGUUUCAAAUGUCAUCAGUAUUAUUCUUUCUCAUUCAAUUUGUCAAAUGUUGGGAAUUUUUUUUGGAGCUGAUUUCUAAAGGACUGCAUUUAAGUGCAAUAGGCAAACAAAAUGAAAUCUUAUAAGCUCAUAAGUGUUUGGACCAUUGGAGUCCAUUGGAGUUAAUUUGGAAUAACACAGUGUGCUGGGAGAGUUACUGACAAGUAAUUUUUUUCUUCUAACAUCAUAGGAGGUAACUCUCAAAGUGGAUCGCAUGGCAGUUCAGGUAAGUAAGCUUACAGGACGAGGUCAUCUACGAGAGAUUCUGAUUGUAAGGCUUUGACUGGGAAAAUUUUCUGGAUAAAGUUGUCUCUUAUGGGAGGUGGAGGUUGGCACAUGAAGGUUCAACUGUAGUUUUGCUCAAAAUAAGGAUGAUAAUUCUUUUAGCUAGCAAGUAUCCCCAACUGGUUAAUAAGUGUGACAGAUGAGACGUUCUAGAAUGACCAGUGGUAGGAGUAUAAUGUUACUGGUCAAAAUUAAAUCCCGGUUAAAGUUUUUUAACCUAGGUUGAUUCUCAGUUUCCUUUGUCUCUGAUCUAGCUAGCACAAAGAUCAAGAAUCAACAUAGGUUAAAACGUUUUAAGCUGAAUUUAAUUUUGACCUGUAACAUAGACACGCAAUGUGUGCGUGGCCGACCGUUUAACACCUCGAACUCCAGAUCUAGAGGUCUGGGGUUUAAGCCUCGUCCACUGCGCUGUUUCCUUUGACAAGGAACUUUACUCCACUUUGUCUCUCUUCAAUCAGGUGUACAACUGUAUAAAUGGGUACUGGCGUCAUGCUGCUGGGGGGUAACCCUGUGAUGGACUACCGUCCCAUCCAGGGGGGGUGGGCAGGGUUCUCAAUAGAAGGCGGCACCUGGCGAUUGAUUUCCGCUUACUUUGGGAUUUAUAGCCGCUUACUUUGUGUUUAGGUCGCUUUUCUUUGCUUUGUUUUGACACCUCUGGCUUUGCUGAAGAGCCUCCUACUUUAUCAGUGAUCACCUCCUACUUAAAACUCUCUUGAGAACCCUGGGUGGGGGGCAGCAAUACUCCUUAAUUGGCAUGAUUCAUGUUAAGGAAAGAGGGAUAAGCUCCAGCUGUUUUCGACCUCUUUACCUUAUCUUUUACCUUAUCUGUAAGAGCAAGGGCGUAAAAGUUUGCCGAAUGCAGUCAGCAGUGUCUAGUGCUCCUCAAUUUUCAAGAUAUAAGUAACAAGAAUUCCUGGAAAUAGGCCCCUAAACUGGCCAUGAGUAGUCAAGAACUCGUUUUAACCCUUUAAAUCCCAAUAGUGAUCAACAUCAAUUUUCUCCUAAAGAUAUCCAUAGAUUGUCGAGAGAAAUAGUUAUGAGAAUUAAUAAAAUGAUUAACAGAGAGAAGAUGCUUUGAUCUUUUAUCAAAUUCUCUUUACUUAUUCUUUAUGGAAAUGAAUAGAGAUCAGUUUGGAGAAUUUGUAAGUGGAUAUUGGGGCCUAAAGGGUUAAAGCUUAAUAGCUUCUGAAUUAUUUUUUCAUGUUAGCAUGCUCCAAGUGUUCAAAUUCCUCACAAAUUCACUAUGCUUGAUGAUCAGACAAAUAAUAAAUUGAUACAAUUAUGUCACAUUUCCAAUCUAGCUGGGUUAAUGAAUAUUCAGUAUGGUAUAUUAGAGCAAGCUUUUCUAAUAAACUUACCACAGAGAAGUUCUCUUGCUCCCUCUCCCUCCCCCAUUUCUUAUUUCAGGUUUUUUUAAAAAAAAACUGGUUACUAAAUUUACCUUUUGGAAUUGGCCACACUUUGAUAAAUUUAGGCAAGCAUUUUAUAUGCAUUUUAUAAAUGUGAACGCGAUCAACCUAUAACAAAACUGUCAAUAUCCGUGGAUAUAUUCUUCUCUAGAAGAAGCAUUUGAGUUUUGAUGGAGCUCAUUUGCAGAUGAACACAAAACUUUAUCAAAAUCAACCAAGAGAAACAUAAAAUCCAAUAAAUUUGCGUUUGGAGCCCCAUAACUGCCGGAUGAAUUAUGUAAACAUAAAUUAUUGUCAUCAGACAGUAUGGAAUUUCUGUCGCUGAGGCGCAGACAUCUCUCCUGGCAAAACCUCCCAAGUGGCAAGGAGUGAGAAUUUUUUUGCAGGCUAUGAUUCAAGUUGUGACAGAGUUUUGAUGAUAUCAUGUUUUCAUAGGUUCUUCACUGGCGUGUUCACAAGUGAGAUGUUCUGCACGGCCAAUAGCAGUGAGACUUCCAGUUGAAUCCUAUGGCUAUGGGUAUUCAGUACAUCCACAUUGUGCAGUGGUGAACCGCUGUGGUGGUUGUUGCUAUGUAAGAGCACAUUCUUGCAAACCAACUGCUACGCGUAUGAAACCAGUUAAUGCUUAUCUUAUAAAACUUGGAAUGAAUUUGGAGAGCAUGACACGUAAGUAACUUUUGUGUUCAUAAGGCCUUAAUCAAUCUUUCAAGUGCAGAACUAUUGAGGAAAAUUGACAAAUUUUGUCAUUGUUCACUACCAUAUCUUACCAAGAGCGAUGCCCAGAGAUUUCAUCACCUUCGUCAACUUCAGAGCCCUCAAAGUCCCAAUAGUGACCAACAUCAAUAUUCUCCUAACAAUAUCCAUAGAUUGUCAAGUGCAACAUCUAUGAGAAUUAAUCAAACGAUCACAAAGAGAAAAAUCUCUGAUUUUUUAUCAAUUUCUCCCAACUAAUUCUGUAAGAAAAUGUAUAGAGAUCAGUUUGGAGAAUUUGUUUGUGGAUAUUGGGGCUUAAAGGGUUAAAUGGGAUGUUCAUGACAUUAUCAGCCACUUUCUUUGCCUGCUAAAUGUUGAUAGGCCACUUUUAAGUUACUAUAUUUUUACCUGGCAUAUGUGGAGGGGAAUCCCAAGGAAAACAAACAGAAUUUGUUUCUAGAAUCACCAAAAUGGUGACUUACCUUUUGAAGGGGCCUGAUACUUAAUACGUUUGUUUGACCACAUUAUAUUAUCUGUCCAAAAAUUAUCCACUCCUGGAAGAGCGCGUAUAUGCACGCUUGCGUAUAAAAGGGUUGGAGGGGCUGUAGACAGCCAUGCCCAAAUUCUUUUAAAUGCCAAUAUUGUCUAUUGUUUUUUUUUUGCAUUAGAAAAACUUUUUUAGGCAUACAAGUGUCACCAAGAAACCAAAUUUAAUUGACGGACUGUUGUUUUGAACCUUGGUAACCAAUGAUAAAUUGGCUAUCCUACAAUUUUUAAGUGGAGAAAUGUUAACUUGGGAAAACGUUUGGUCACAUUUUAUUUGUCCCAGAGUUUUUGUGUUUGAACAGAACACUGGUUACUGUAGGUUUGAUGAUAUGAAUCUGCAGUCUUCCUUUCUCAACAGUUUUAGCAGGCUCUAGCUUUACCUUCGAACACAUAGUAGUUCCAGUUGAAGAACAUCUUAAAUGCGACUGUAAUUGCACGUCGUCAGCGGCGACAUGUGACAGCAAUCGACAAGAUUGGGACAAAGAUAUAUGUGGUUGUGUCUGCAAACGUCAAUAUCAAAAUCUGGACUGCAAAGCACCUUUUAAGGUAAAUAUUAGUUACAAGUAUAAAUUGUGUAUAUUGACCUAAAAAGAGAUUUAAAAAAAAAAAAAAAAACUUGACGUUUUAAGUAACACAGUUUACACUGGUGAUCAAAAAAGUUUCAAAAACUAUUGUGGCCCACAAAUUAGGACAGAAUCAAAUAUUUGCAAAUUAGCAUCACAGCUAGGUGAGGAUUUUAACUGACCAUAGCCAUAGGCAGACCAGGUGUCUAUUUUACAAGUAUACCCUGUGAGCAGAGCCUCUAUAUUUCAUAGGCCUUUUGCAUUACAGGUAGUUGAUCACAUGAUCAACUUUCGAUAAACAUGAAAACAGUUCGCUUUUGAAAAAUUUUGUUAGCACGAGCUCAAAGAACAUAUUAAAAUGAGAUUUGAGCCCCCCAAUGCUUAAUUAAGGAACUAUUUCAUGUCAGUUUGAAAAUUUCGAAUUUUACGAGGAUUUGUAUGGAAAACCAGUCAAGCGUGACUGGGUGGCAAAAGUUGUUUUCCUCAUUCAAAUCCUUCUAAUUUUCAGAGGCCAUCACAACUGCUACUUUUGAGAUAUACGGCUAAAAAUUUACAGGUUACAGCUAAUUUUAAUAUGCUCUUUCAGCUUGUGCAAAUAAAACAUUUCAACAGUGAACUGUUUUUGUGUUUCCCAAAAGUUGAUCACCCGAUCAACUAAUGCAAAAGGCCUAUUAAGCCUGCUGUAUCAAGCGCACAGCUAUUAGGCCUGGGUUCAAAACUAUAUCCUAGCAACAUGUAGCACAUGCUCAACAGAGAUCUUGCUCGACUUCUGCAGUCUUUUCUUGAGUACACCAAAAUUGAUCAAGCGAAGGAAAGGCUAUCUCUGCUGCCAGGGUGUUACAAGCAUGGCUUAGCAAUUGAUUUUGGACUGAGUGAGGCAACCAAGUUUAAAUCCAGGCCCCUAAACCAUCUAAACCUGUACUUGUACUGUGUUGUGAAGAAUUACUUUACAGCCAAUUAAAAAGCAAUACAAUUUGCAUAAUUUCAGGUUUUCAUAAUUUAAGUUGAAGAGCAUCUCAACUUGUAGAAACUGCUAUGUAGGUGUUUGUAUUAAAAUUACGUAAAAGAAGUCUGGACUACAAGCAGUCUACAAAAUGAGUAAGAAAAUUACCAGUGUAGUUACAAUUCAGUUACACAAAAUAACUUUAACACAGUAUUUCUGUAUCAAAAGUACCCUCAAGGUAACAAAUGACUAUAGUUUGCUUAAACAACAAUGGGAUUAGCUCAGUUGGGAGAGCGCUUGAAGUUGCAAAGCAGGAGGGCCUUCAUGUGGCUCAGAUGACCACGCAAAAUGGCGGCGUCGUCUCCAGUAGGGGACAUAAAAGUAGUGUCCACAAUUAUAGCUCUUUCAUGCUGAGUGCAUUAACACUCAAAUUAAGCACUUUUCUUGUAAUUCUUUUAUUUAUUUACUUAUUUAUUUAAUUUACAUAUGUUUUUGUUAUAGUAUGACCGUGGAACAUGCAAUUGUGUGUGUGCCAAGGCAAAGGAAGACUGUCCACAUAAUAUGAAAUGGGAUGUCAAUGAUUGUCAAUGUGUGUGUAAGAAAGAUAUCAAGUGUCCACCAACUAAAUCUCCUGACCCAAAUAACAACUGUGUGUGUGCAUAA
Messenger RNA from Porites evermanni, 8307 nucleotides. The record is from the annotation of a GenBank genome assembly. NCBI's taxonomy places the organism in Eukaryota, Metazoa, Cnidaria, Anthozoa, Scleractinia, Poritidae.